Molecule: messenger RNA, 5019 nt
Organism: Pristis pectinata (smalltooth sawfish)
Lineage: Eukaryota; Metazoa; Chordata; Chondrichthyes; Rhinopristiformes; Pristidae
Product: NHL repeat-containing protein 3-like
Exons: 8
Coding region: 693-1757 (354 amino acids)
Biological process (GO): proteasome-mediated ubiquitin-dependent protein catabolic process; negative regulation of translation; protein polyubiquitination
Molecular function (GO): ubiquitin protein ligase activity; protein binding; translation repressor activity
Source: RefSeq, a predicted model, not a curated record
GUGGGGGGCUGGUAGAGAGCAGGGGCGGUGAGGUGGGGGGCUGGUAGAGAGCAGGGGCGGUGAGGUGGGGGGCUGGUAGAGAGCAGGGGCGGUGAGGUGGGGGGGUGGUAGAGAGCAGGGGCGGUGAGGUGGGGGGGUGGUAGAGAGCAGGGGCGGUGAGGUGGGGGGGUGGUAGAGAGCAGGGGCGGUGAGGUGGGGGGGUGGUAGAGAGCAGGGGCGGUGAGGUGGGGGGAGGUGGUAGAGAGCAGGGGCGGUGAGGUGGGGGGGGUGGUAGAGAGCAGGAGUGUCUCGGUCGGCCGUCCGGGCGGCUUUGUUCACAGAAGCCACCGAAGGGGGGACCCGGCCCCGGAACCGGCCGACCCUCGCGCACUCACACUCGACCCUCGCGCCCAAUUAACGGUCGCCCCGCGCGCUCCAGCCCGGCCCACCCGUCGCCGCCGCCGUCCAACCGCCCGUCCGUCGCGGGCCUCCACGGCCGGGCGGCGCGCGGCUGAUGAUGUCACACACAUCGCAGCACCCUUCCCCAAAGGCUGUACGCGCUGCCAUUUCACCGCGUUGUGCCGGGGUUCGGGACCCGGCGUCGACUGCGGACUCCCCGACAGCACGCACGUUCGUAAAUGUUUUCUCCGGCAAUGUAGUGGCCGCCUUACCCGGGUGGCGGAAGUGGACGGUUGGGGGGGGGAAGCGGAAAUAUGUUUAAAAAGGUCUGCAUGUUUGUUUCCGUGAGGCUGAGCAAACUUGUCGUCAUGAUGGCGAUGCUUCUCACUCUGGUAUUUCUGUGGAUGCUGUUGCCCACUCGGCCUGCUAACCCGGCAUCUGCUGGAUAUUACAUGGGAUCAACUAGGCUUUCUGAGAAAAGUCUGUACAAACUGGAUAUUGAAUGGCCUAAGUUUCCAAGAUUUUUCACAGGUCAAGUGUUUGGUGUUGCAGUAGACCCAGUGGCUGAUAUUGUUUAUGUAGCACAGAGAGGAGAAUCUGUACCAAAAAUUUUAAUGUUUACAGAACAAGGAUAUUUCCUUCACGGAUGGAACACCACAACAAUUGAACUGCCACAUGGGAUAUUUGCAACUAGCACCACUCCUGAAACAACUUUGUGGGUGACAGAUGUUGGAAAUGGAAAGAACGGGCACACCAUCAAACAGUACUCCUCAUCUGGAGAGCUUCUUCGAACUCUGGGAACUCCUGGGAUUCCAGGCUCAUCCUUGCAUCCAUUGCAGUUUGAUCAACCCGCAGAAGUGUUUAUUUCCAGUAAGGGGGAAAUGUAUAUUGUGGAUGGUGAUGGAGGCUUAAAUAACAGACUAAUCAAACUGGAAAAAGGCUUUGAUAUAGCUUGGAUGAAAGGAGAAAAGGGAGAUAAACCUUCCCAGUUUUACAUUCCACACAGUGUAACUGGAGAUAAUGUAGGGAGGGUUUGGGUAGCUGACAGAGGCAACAAGCGUUUACAAGCAUUUGAUGCAGCGACAGGAGAGUGGAUAGGAGCCUGGUCCAGUUGCUUCACAGAUGAUGCUCCGUCCUCUGUUAGGCUGACACAUGACAACAAGUACUUCGUUGUGGCCCAAUUGAAAAUCAACAGAGUGGUGUUUUUAUCUGUUCCACCAAUAGGUAACAUUGGGGUUUGUUACAUAGUCGAUACAAUCCAAUUGGCUGAUGAUGUGAAGCCCCAUCUUGUGGACGUUAGUCGCAAAACUGGUGCUAUUUAUGUUGCAGAAAUUGGUGCACAGCAAGCGCAGAAAUUUGUACCUAAUAACAGAAAAUAAUCCUUGAACCUUCCAUUGCUGUUAUACUGCCACUUUCAUAUUGGUGGUUUCAAAUGUACACCAAAAUUAAAGUGGCACUGUAACACAAGUGAGAUGGUAUGACGGGAGCCCUGAGCAGACUAUUGCAAAGCCGUCUUAAGAUACUUCGAAUAAACUUUCUUAUACAUCUUUGCAUUUGCACUAGAUGUGGUUUUAAAACCAGAUUUUUGAAGUGAUCCCAAUUUUAAUUCUUAGCUUGAACUGAGUUUAUUAAUCUUGUGGUUACAUUAGGGGCAAUACAAAUAUAUUCCCCCAUUACCUCUGCCUCAAGCUAAGGUUCAGAAAAAAAUAAUUUGAGGUUCCUACUAGUGAUCUUUGGAGGUGAAUGAGUAGAUCUUGAGCAAGGAAAUUAAUGACUUUGUGAGAGCCUGUUGUAACAAUCAGCUAACACUCACCAACAAGGCUUACAUAUAACUAAUGACUUCUGAUGUGAAAGAGUUGUGGAGCUACGUGCCAAAAAGUUGAUGAACUGAGGAGACAAAGGAAAAGGAACAAUUAAGGGGGAAAGUAACGCAAAGCAAAAAUGUUGACUUGAGAAUGCUCCACUUCUACAACAAUCGCCCACCACGUUGAAGUUUUAUUUUGAAGUUAAUUUAUUGUAUUAAUUGUAAUGAACAUGCCAUAAAAUUAAAAAAAUGUUAGGCUAUUCGGACUUCUGAACAUUAUUAUAAAUGGGUAAAAAGUCUUGAUAAUCCAUGUCAGUGAAGAGAUUUUUUUCCUUUUAUUUUUGCUUCUUCCCUAGCGUCCCUUAUCCUCAUUUUGCAUUUGCACCAAUGUUAGAUUUUCUUUCCUAUAAUCAAUAAGCUUUUACCUAUACCUAUAGGCAAGUCCUAUUGACAUCACAGGUAAAAGUCAAAAUGCAUUAUUAAAAUCUGUUUAAUAUACUAGUGAUGGCAUUGAAUUUCAUUUACAUUAAAUAUUACCCCUGGAUUCCACAUUAAUAUCCAGUUACAAAAACAAAAAAUUGUUGGAAAAACCAAGCAAGCCGGACAACAUUCCCAGUUCAAGGACCUUUCAUCAGAACUCUCUCUUUCCACGGAUGUUCUCUGGCCUGCUGGGUUUAUCCAGCAUUUUUUUUUGUUAUAAAUUUUCAGUUCUUUUAAUUUUCAUGAAUAUUCAGUUCUUUGAACAGAAAUGACAUUUUUUGCAUUUCAAUGUAAUAAGUCAGGGCUGACCGUCUUUGACUAUACUUAAAGUAGUACAGGAACAACAUGUAAUGCAAACAAUUGAUUCACAGAAAUUGAGUUUUGCUAUUAUUGAAAUGGCUGAACAAUAAAGAUGUUUCCUCUGUAUCUUUCAAGACAAAUACAGUUGCUGACAUUCACUGUGAUGAAAUGCUAAAGCUAAUUUAUUUGAAUUUUCCUCUUUUAAGAUAACUUCCUAGAUAAAUGUAAAAAUUCAAAAGCUUCCUGGCCUUAAAGUUGUCUGUCAGUAAAACAGUAAAGUAUCAGUGCCCCUGAUUCCAUUUCAGGUCCCAAACAGCCUCAGUGCCUGAUACAACUGUCCCUCCUGAACUUCUAUUUCAUAUACUUGUGACGGUAUUAAAACCUUGGCAAACCUUUACCCCAUCUUGAUUUUCUGAGACGAUGAAGGUGCCUUAUUGAGGAGAGAUCUUUGUUACUCAGAAGAAAUAUUUUUCUAGUUUUCAGCACACUGUUUAGUUCAAGUAGAAUGGACGUGGGGUUAAUCAUACAAUAGGACUAUAAUGGGUGGGGAUAGCAGUGACUAAAAUGUAUGCUUUAUUCACCUUGGACCAUUUAAGGUGUUUUGGGCAUUUGUAGUACAGUUUUCUCUUUUCAAACUAUGAGCUUACAAUUUUAACUUUAUUCUGUUCCUUGGUUAACUGUUUUGAUGCAGGUUCUAAAUGAAGCACCAGGAAUUAGUUAGAGUAGGUUAUCAGUGUGGAUCUUCAUGGCAUGCUGCAUGUUACUUAUCCACUAUCAUAUAGCCAGCUGGUUAUAGCAGAAAUAAUUCUAAACAACAGGAAUCCAAUAUGAUUGACUGUAAUUGGUAGUGAUUAGUCUUUACCAGAUUUUGAAAUGUACUCAUCUCCUGAGAAUGGGUAAGGAAGUGUUUAAUCUUUUUAAAAAGAACAAAAAAUGUUAAAAUUGGUUGUAUUAAGAAUUAAUAAAAUAGAGUAGGAAACAUAAUUGAUGCUUUCUUGAUUAGUUAAGUAAAAGCUUUAAAUGCAUAUUUUGUAUGAUUAAUAUUGCCAUGGUAAAGUUACUACUGAUGUGUACUAAGCUUAUUACGAUCAGCUCUGGGAACAUAAUAUUCUUUGGAACUACCAAUGAAUUCCAGAAUUUAGAAUAUGGUAAGAGGUGGAAACAAAGGACCAAAAAUAAGGACAUAGCCAUUUAAAUGCUAUUAUACUUUUUUGCAUAGAAAUUAUGAUUUUUUUUUGUUUCCCUCUAUUCAUUUGGCUGGUAGCAAUGUUAAGGCAGGUACCAAAAAGGCAUUGGUUCCAGCGAUGUGUUGACGUGGUAUCAGAGUUCAGGAGGUUAGUUGUUAUAUGCCAUCUGGAGUGGUGAAAGGCACAACAUGUGAACUUUAGGAGUAAAAAUCGGAUGCAAACCUUGGUGGAUAAUUUGAGGUAAAAGCAUAACAGGACAAGUCUGGCGUGCACAAUUAGCAAAAUAAUGUAACUUUUAACGCUAUGCUACGUGAUGUGUGCAUAGUAGGAGGCUGCUGUUUAAUGGGCCUUUUCAGUUUAACUGGGCAAGAUCACAGAAACAUCAAGUUGCAGAGUUACUGAAUGAGGAGCUUUUAAAAACAUCUAAUGAGCAGAAUUGCUGAAGAGUUCUGGUGUAGCUGUAACUAUGUGAAUUUAUAAUGUGAAAAUAAUAGGUGCAAAAUUGCCCCAGAACACAGAUGUUUCUCAAAAAUAGGUUUGUGCUUUAAGUUUGUUAUCUUUCAAUGUGACAAGAAAGGGGAAAGGAAAAAUACAAGUGACCCCCUCUAGAAGUAAGCACUUGUAAUUCAAAGUACUCAAAUCCUCAUACCAAUGCUGGAAUUUUAAAAAAAUAAAAUUACAUGUUACAUUUGUGUUUUUUUUGUAUUAAUUGUGAUCUUUCUUGUAUAAUUUUGUAUAAUUUGUUUUUCUUGUGAAUGUUGUUAUCUUGUGAAUCUAAUGCUAAGUGCCUAUGAAGCUGCUGUAAGGUUUUCAUUGCACCUGUGCAUACAUGUACUUGUGCAUAUGACAAUAAACUCGACUUUGACUUUG